UUCUUAGCCAUGCACUGGUCUCUAUGAAAACUCUACACGAGCAUUUCACUACAGUAAGUAUCUAGCUAAAAACUCUCUUUGGUUAACUAGUGCAUGCAUAUUCUUACAGGUGAAAAGUCUACCUGUUUGUAGUGAGAAUAAUUUACAAGCUAGUGUAGAAGUACAAGCUCUGUAACAAGCUCUGUUUAUACAAUCAAGCAGUGAUGGCUUGGACCAGCUCCUCUGUUAACUGUUCUGCUCUGGCAUGGUCCCUUCUACUAUUGCUGUGCUCUUCAAGAGGCUCUGCUCAACUGUCAGUGAUCACCGUGGACACAAACCAACCUCUCAAUCCCAGCCGUAUCGUCGUUGGCACGGCUUCAGACCUGGCCCUUCAGGUCCGCUGCACCACAACCUCAACCAGUGCUACCUCAUGGACUAAAGAUGGAUCAACUGUUAGCCAGGGUCUAAAUCCAUUUGGAAUCUCACAAGAGGAUGGAGUUCUGAGAGUGUACCCAGUGACCUUGUUGAGUGAGGGGGACACUACCUUCUCUUGUUCUGAUGACUCUGAUAGUCUCGAUGUUUUGUUUGAUAGACGUCCGCAUCUCUUCUUUACCUCACCAAUACCAGAGCAAGCUCCAGCAACGACUGAUGUCAUCACUCUCUGCCCUGUCCCCGAUAUCCCUACUGCCACGGUAACAGCGGUAAAUGACACAGGAUUCUCCUAUUGCCAGGUGGUGACUGAGAGGGGAACGUUUAGGAGCAGAAGUAUUAUCACUGAGGAGGAAGUGCCAAGUUUUGCAUAUGAGCCGUUGGAUUUGGAAUCUAAUCCGUUUAACGGGAACUCCAGAGCUGCUUUCUCUUGUGCUGUACUCGGAAUCAAACCGGUGACCAACAUUCAGUGGUACUUUGAAAUGAUGCAGUUUGGUUCUGGAAUGGGGCCGGAGCUUAUGGAUGGAAUACUGACAAAUAACAUGGACAGUGUCACUAUAAGCAGCGGGACUGAUGUCAUCUCUUCAAGAGCAAGUGUUCUGUUGCUUGAUAAUGUUGGCAGUCAGCACGAAGGUUUCUACAGAUGUGUGGUCACCUUUGCAGAUGAGCAAACUCUCUCCAGUAGAAAUGCCUCUUUGAGAUUUAAUGCUACCGUGGCAUCAGUAGAGUCCAUAGUCCUGGCACCCAGUGACCUCACUGUGUUGGAGGGGAACACUCUACUUGUACCGUGUGUAUCGUCAGGUUCAAGCCUGCCAUCUUUCUUGAGGGUCAUAUCUGGCACCAUGGAAACCAUUACCACUGGGGUGACUCAGCUUGGGCUGGAGAUGAGCAAUGUAGCCAUUACUGACUCAGGAGUGUACACUUGUACUGUUGGUGGGGUGACAGCUGAUGUCAUGGUGACUGUUACCCCUAGUUUGUUUCCUCCUGAUACUGCAACAAUAACUCGUAGUCUCCCUGAACUCUUUGAUGUUCCUCCAGAGAAUAUAGUAAUUGAUACUGUGGCAGGCUCUGCCAGACUGCGAUGUGUCUCUCCAGUAGCUGUUGACCUACUUUGGUUGAUGGACACAAUCUUGCUUCAAGCUGCUACUAGAAACUUCCUCAUUCGAUCUGGUGUAUCUACUCCUGGCUUCUAUCAGUGUGCAUCUGCACGAACUGGUGACUCCAUUAACUUGUAUGCCAGCGAAGAGGAGAGCAUCUACAUCCUGAGAGCAUUCCUCAGCAACACAGCGUUGCCACCACCAGUAUCAAUCAACAGACCAUUCACUGGUUCAACCAACAUUAACCUGACCUGUUCUACUGAAGGCAACCCUCUACCAACACUCUCCUGGAUUGUAAACGGCCUCCCCAACUCUGAGGGUGUACAGGCUGUCACUGGCUUCAUGGACACGGCCUCCUCUAUUUUAACGCUGUCCAUUGCUGACCUAAGCCUUGGGCCUAACACAGUAUCCUGCACUGCCUCCCUUGACCCUCCUGUCGGAGUGGACCCUGUGACAAGAAACACCACAAUUACAGUACAAGCUGCCCCCAUCAUCACGACCCUAGCUCCUAUGGACCUCACUGUGUUUGCGGGUGAAGUAGCAGUGUUUAACUGCACAGUGGAGGGAUUUCCCCUACCCACAAUCUACGACUUUACAUUUACCCAACCCCUACCCACGCUCUACUGGGUAAUGGUGGACAAUGACGGGAACGAGAAACUUCUAAUUGCUGAAGAUAGCUUUGAUGUCACUCAGACUGUCACAUCACCAUCCACAGUAACCAGUACUCUGACAGUUUUUUGGGCUGGCAUCACACUCAACGGUUUCUAUCGAUGCAUGGCCAGCAAUGUUCUGGGAGCCGUCACCGAAACUGCCCAACUAACUGUCAACCGUUCCCCCGUCAUCAGACCUCGUAGGAACAUAUCUGUGUUAGCUCCAGAAGCAGCCGUGUUGAGCUGCUUAGUGGAGGGAUUUCCCCUACCCACGGUCUCCUGGGUGAUGGUGGACAGUGACGGGAACCAGAUACCUAUAACUAGUGGAGGGAGCUUUGCUAUAGCUCAGACUAACACCUCUAUCACACUGACUAGUAAUCUGACCAUUUCUCCUACUGAUAUCAGACGGUCGGGACAAUACCUGUGUGUGGCUACCAAUGAGUUCGGCAUGGCUAAUCAGUCUGCUCUCCUCACUGUGAAUGCUCUCCCCAACAUCACAUCCCCUCCUAUGGAUCUCACUGUGUUAGCUCCUCAAGGGGCAAUGUUGAGCUGCUCAGUGGAGGGAUUUCCCCUACCCAUGAUCUCCUGGGUGAUGAUGGACAGUCAGGGGAACAAGAGAGCUAUAACUAGUGGAGAGAAUUUUAAUGUUACUGAGACUAGUUCUGCCUUUUCAAUAACCAGUAAUCUGACCAUUUCUCUCAGUGAUGUCACACGGUUGGGACAAUACCUGUGUGUGGCUACCAAUGAGUUCGGCAUGGCUAAUCAGUCUGCUCUCCUCACUGUGAAUGCUCUCCCCAACAUCACAUCCCCUCCUAUGGAUCUCACUGUGUUAGCUCCUCAAGGGGCAGUGUUGAGCUGCUCAGUGGAGGGAUUUCCCCUACCCAUGAUCUCCUGGGUGAUGAUGGACAGUGAGGGGAACAAGAGAGCUAUAACUAGUGGAGAGAAUUUUAAUGUUACUGAGACUAGUUCUGCCUUUUCAAUAACCAGUAAUCUGACCAUUUCUCCCAGUGAUGUCACACGGUUGGGACAAUACCUGUGUGUGGCUACCAAUGAGUUCGGCAUGGCUAAUCAGUCUGCUCUCCUCACUGUGAAUGCUCUCCCCAACAUCACAUCCCCUCCUAUGGAUCUCACUGUGUUAGCUCCUCAAGGGGCAGUGUUGAGCUGCUCAGUGGAGGGAUUUCCCCUACCCAUGAUCUCCUGGGUGAUGAUGGACAGUGAGGGGAACAAGAGAGCUAUAACUAGUGGAGAGAAUUUUAAUGUUACUGAGACUAGUUCUGCCUUUUCAAUAACCAGUAACCUGAUCAUUUCUCGCACUGACCUCACCUCCAAUGGCGUGUACAUGUGUGUGGCCAUCAAUGAUGUCGGGUCUAUCAAUGCAUCUGCACUGCUCACUGUCAAUGCCCCUCCACUGUUUUUGGUCAGUCCAGUUGAGGAGGUUUUGGUAAUCGAAGGAGAGAUGAUAGCUCUAAACUGCACUGCUGAGGGGAAUCCCCUACCAGCCAUUACCUGGAUGAUUAACACGACCAAUGGCAUGACAUCUUCCGUAGACAGUGACUUCAAUAUUACUUUGAGCAACAGUACGUUCACUCAGACCAGUGUGCUUAGGUUCGUCGCUAUGGAGACGUACCCUCUGAGGGCGAAUGGUUCCAUGCCAUACUGUGUAGCUGACAACGAUAUCGAAAUGGGAAUUGAGAGUAAUCGCACCUUGGUCACCAUUGCUGGCCCACCCCUCCCCCCCAACAUCACGAUCGUACCAGCUGCACGCUCUGUCAUAGUCUCCUUGACAACGCCAUUCUCUCUUCUCCCUAUCACUAACUAUUCUAUUAAUAUCUCCGAGAGCUUGUCCGGUGUGGUCACCAUGGCAACGAUAUCGGGCGACGCCCUCUACUAUAACGCCACCUCUCUCACACCUAACCUUGAGUAUAGUGUCAGUGUAGUGGCCCUGAGCAGAGCGGGUGUUAGCAGUGUCACUAUCAAGCCAUUCUACACUCUGGAAGAUGUACCGGAUGGUUUCCCUAGCAACGUACGCAGCACUUCCACGCUACUAAACAGCAUCAAUGUCAACUGGAACCCACUAGCGGAUAACGAAACAAAUGGAGUCAUUACCGGCUACACAGUGCAAUACAUAUCGUCAGAAGCUAUGACCAUGGACACUGUUAACACCACUCUUAUAUCAGCCACACUGAACGUUAUGGCCGGCUACACAUACACCAUAUCUGUAGCUGCAAGGACUGCAAUCGGAUUGGGCCCGUAUAGCACUGCGGUUAGUCAGAUGACUAUCCCAGUGCCCCCCACGUUCUCACCAGACCCCCCACCAGUGGGCUCUCCUGGUGUCACUACUAUACCCAUCACACUGCCGGCUGUGUCGGGCGGGACCUUCAGUCACUACUGGGUGGUAGUAAUCCGAUUGGACGAUGCCUCCGCAUUUGACGAGUCACGUAACCCGACUUCAGUGUACCCUGACAACAGUUCCUUCACUAACUACUCUGCUAGUGUUCCCCUCACGCCGUACAUUGCUGCUGAGAUCAGAGCAGAUAAUUACCAACCUUCCAUGGUCUUCAUUCUCGGAGAUGAGUCAGGGACUAGAGGAAUCAACGACUUCCCAGACCUGUACCGGAAUGGGCCAUUGGAACAGGGAUCUACGUACACAGCUUUUGUUAGAGCAUUCUCACCCACUGUACCGGCUGGAACGAGAGCCAGGCGACAGAGCGUGAACAGACAGUACACCACAUUCUCCUCUAGCCCCUUCGUAACACCAGUAGGCACUCAAAUCUCUGGGCUGCCUACUGGAGCUAUCGCUGGCAUAGUGGUAGCCAUUGUACUGGCUCUCAUUGCUGUCCUGGUGAUUAUUAUCAUCGGUUUCGUCUUGUACGAGCGUAACCGACUGUCUAAAGAGUACGGCCUCCCACAACCGCCCUCCAGGAAGGGAUCAGUCAGAAUUAGAGAUCACAGGGAGAUUAUCCCUACGACCACCACUCUGAGGAACCUCAAGGCAACGGCUGAGCUCCAAAACCUCGACCCAGAGGAGAGUCGUAACUCCGUGCUGGUGGAGGACUUCCCUCGCUAUGUCAAGUCCAUGCAUGCUAACACCGACCACCUCUACUCAGAGGAAUACGAGAUCCUCUCUAUCAAGUCCCCUAGUUUGGCCCACGUGCAGUCAUCUCUGCCCUGCAAUGUCAUCAAGAAUAGAUACGCCAAUAUCAACUGCUUUGAUGACACGCGUGUGAGGCUCAGUCCCACCCCGGGGGUGGACGGAUCAGAUUACAUCAAUGCCAACUACAUUGACGGCUUCCUAGAGAAGCGAGGCUAUGUGGCCACCCAAGGUCCACUGGCACACACCACGCAUGACUUCUGGAGGAUGGUCUGGGAACAGAACUCCUGCUGCAUCAUCAUGCUCACCAACGUAGUGGAGAAGAACAGAGCCAAGUGUCACCAGUACUGGCCAGAGGUAGGUAGCCUCACACUGGAGGACAUCAGUGUCACCUUGAUAGAGAUCCAGCAGCUGGCUUACUACACUGUCAGGACCUUCAAAAUGAGCAGGGGCAACGAUCGUCGCGAGGUGAAGCAGUUCCACUACACUGGUUGGCCUGACUUCGGUGUCCCUGACUACCCGCAUCCAGUCAUAGCGUUUAGCAAUAGGAUCAACGAUUUCAAGCGCACAACUCCCGGGCCGUUCAUUUAUCAUUGCAGUGCGGGGGUGGGCCGGACUGGCACGCUCAUGACGAUACAAGCCAUGAUGCAGAUGAUGGAAGAGGAGGGGAAGUUGGACAUCUUUAACUUUGUUCUGGGCCUCAGACAUCAGAGGAACUACAUGGUCCAGACAGAGCGUCAGUACAUCUUCAUCCACGACUGCAUCCACGAGACUAUGAAGGUGGGGGGAACAUCGAUCUCCAUUCAAACACUCCGGAGGCGUCACAAGGAGCUGCUCGCACACGACCCUCACCUGGACACCAGCAAAAUGGAGGCAGAAUAUGCGCGUCUUAAUGAGUUACAGGUGUGGGAGGAGUCUCAGUUAGAACCAGCCAGGAUGCCAGUCAACAGACCGAAGAACAGAUUUGAAAAAAUCUUGCCUUAUGACCGCUUUCGUGUGAGGUUGUUGCUACACCCCGGAGUGAUUGGCUCGGACUAUGUCAACGCUAGCUAUAUUGAUGGCUACCAACAUCGCCACCAGUAUAUACUGACCCAGGGAGCCAUGAAACACACAGUGACUGACUUCUGGCGGAUGAUUUGGGAGCACAGAGUGUCCUGUAUUCUCAUGCUAUGUCCCCUCGAGGAGAAGGGAAAGGAGCAAUGUGUUCGUUACUGGCCCACAGAGAAGAUCAUACAACAGGGAGACAUGUUCAUAGAGCUCACACAGAUGACAGAUUAUGGCUCCUACACAAUGCGGGAAUUCUCCGUAACUAAUACCAAGAUUAACGAGAGUCGUGUCAUCAAACACUACCAGUAUUCUGAUUGGCUAGAGGACACCAUGCCAACUAAUGCUGCCACGGUGAUUGAUCUGAUAGGAGUCCUCCAGAAAUCCCAGCACAUGCUCGGAGGCGGUCCCAUUGUCGUACAUGACAGUUCAAGUAUAGGGCGCUCUGCCACGUUCUGCAUCCUAGGCUCAGUCCUGGAGCAGCUGAAGGUGGAGGGCAUCGUUGACUUGUUUGCCACCAUACACUCUCUGAGACACCAGCAGCCAGGACUCGUCAACAGCUUUGAAUUGUACAAGUUCUGUUACCAAGCUGUUCUGGAGUUUCUGGACUCAUUCGACCACUAUGCUAAUUUUGACUGAAACUGAAUGUUUGUUACCAUUGACAGUUUAGAGAGAGUGCCACAAAAGUGCUGGCACUUUUUAUUAUCAUAAUUAAUUUUAUAUAGCAACAAUAAUUUUUAGAAUACACAUAUCCGUUUUUUUUUGUUAAACAGCACAAGUACAAUCUUCCAUAGCAGAUCUAUAAUUAAUAUCAUUAAUUUUAUGCUGCUGCUAAUAUUCAAGGAGCAGCAUAGCAAAUUCAUGUUUAUGUAUUAUCUAUGAAAGUGUCGACCUUUACCUAA
Messenger RNA from Halichondria panicea, 7192 nucleotides. RefSeq names its product receptor-type tyrosine-protein phosphatase S-like. Lineage: Eukaryota; Metazoa; Porifera; Demospongiae; Suberitida; Halichondriidae. The transcript is spliced from 32 exons. The record is from RefSeq and is a predicted model, not a curated record. Gene Ontology annotation, biological process: peptidyl-tyrosine dephosphorylation involved in inactivation of protein kinase activity. Gene Ontology annotation, molecular function: protein binding; protein tyrosine phosphatase activity. Gene Ontology annotation, cellular component: signaling receptor complex. The coding region runs from base 204 to 6929 and encodes 2241 amino acids.